Messenger RNA from Chara braunii, 3333 nucleotides. The record is from the annotation of a GenBank genome assembly. NCBI's taxonomy places the organism in Eukaryota, Viridiplantae, Streptophyta, Charophyceae, Charales, Characeae.
AAGGACACACCCGGUUCACGACCGGCCGUCGACAUCAACCAGGGGGGAAGAGGAGGGUGUACAUCAGUCUACGCAUAAGAGAAUGAGGAGUCCUCGGGAAGAGGGUGCGGGUUCUACAAAGAAACAUAAGGCAAGGACCCCCCAGGCGACGGGGGGGGAAAGGAAGGGAGUUGAGGGGCAGGAGGGUGCAUCGGAUCGGAAAUGUCUGACGUCGGUGCCGAAACAACCUCAGUCGGGUGCUCUCGAGGUGAAGGGUCCCAUCGACAUCGACACCACGUACUUCCUCGAAUUGAAAGACGGUGUGCGGACAAAGCGGGAGUUCUUCAUUAGCCCAUCGAGGGUCGUCGAUAUUGGUGAUUGGGAAGCGUCAUACAACCAACAGUCGCUAGAUACCGUGCACACGCAGCUCAUCAUUGACGCGAUGAUGAUGGCCUUCUCGCAAGUCGAUAAGACGUACGAGUUGCCUACCCUUAAGCUGGCGCCAUUAGGGCUGGAGAAACCAAAGUCGGGCGUGUGGGCGGAUCAUCUGAAGCCAGAGGACAGGAAGGACGAGAUCACAGGCCAAUACUAUUAUUACGCUGUUUCCAGCCAGCACAACUCAGCUGCAGCCAAGGCGCUGCUCAGCACGGACGUCACAUUGAGGUACAACUUCGAGAGGUGGCCUGCACGUAUGGUUUUCUUCUCAGGCAAGGAGUUCGAAGGGUAUUUUUUGGUAAGCUUGGAGGACAACAAGAAGGACUUGAAGUUUGUGAACUACGAGAACCGGCCGGAUACUGACUGGACACGUGCGUAUCCCUUCCUGAAGAAGUGGGAGGCGAUUUUGGUGCAGUUCGAGAAGCAGGGAAUGAAUGCCGCGUUGUGGGACGGGAGGAGGAAGCUCGUCGGUGACGCCUCGCUGUUCAAGGACUGCCUGCCGUACAUGGGGUACGAGGCCGACAAAACGAUCAAGGCGACGGAAAAACUCGCCCAAAACAAGAAGUUGUCCGCCGACUGGAAGAACAAGGUCCUCUCCGUGCUGACCGGCAGUAGGGCGAAGAGCAUGGAGGUCACACUUGCCAAAGGCGUGGUGCACGUUCUGUGGAAAGACUCGGGGGGCGUGACAUCGAUCGCACCGUUCGGCGUUGACCCUCUGGAGGCGCAUAUGAGGGUCACGGAGUUGGAGAAAGCGGUUGGGACCACCAAAUGUCACACGUGCGUUCUCGAUCUGCGCGAGCUGGUGGACUUCAAACAGUGGACGCCGAAAGCUUUCGAGAGUUUGAAUUCCCUCCUAGAGCAAUUGUUUCCGUCACACUGGACGGUCGUCGCUUUCGUCCCUCUCCAGUGGGACUACUCCUUCAUGACCAGCCUGCGCCAUCUGCCAGUUGUGAAGGCAAUGGCAGGGAAGUGGGUGAGGAGGACGCAGCAGAAGAAAAGUUUUCCAGUGGGGAACAACUUGUACUCGGCUGACGACCUCAUGUACAUUCUCUUCAAAGGUGACGAUUUGCGGGAGAAUACUUGUGUCGUCUACGAUGCUAGGUUGUCGGCAGGUGAUGCUGCGGCUGUCGGGGUACAUCAGAAAGUGACCCCGACAGACAUAUCGGAGACUCCCUUCGACCCUUGCGAGUUGUCGUCGGCCAUGCCUGGAGUUGACAGGAAGAUCUACAAGGACAUGGAGUGGAACCCCACACAAUUGGCCCAUCUACUGGAAUUUGUGUGCAAAAAGGGGGAGGGCGUCAUGUUCAUCAGCAAGCCGCACGCACGAGUCGUGUGGGAGGUUUUGAAAAGCGGUCGACACGUGGCUGCGCUGGAAGGGAAUUCUAAGUUGUUGCAAUACACGUUGGAGUUCCUCAAAAGCGAGGUCAACUCUGGAGCCAGCCGCUGCGAGUUCGUUUCGAGGAGCGAGAAAUCAACACGCGUUCGGGAACCGUUUACGGACAUGUGGUUUAAGUUGAGCGAGCGGAAGAGGAACAGGAUCUACGAGUUCCUCUUUUUGGAAACGCGGCCCAGGAGGGACAAUGACGAUGAGUACAUGCGCCGCAAGGAACACAUGUUGGCAUUGCUGGACAACUACCUUUAUGCGUCACGCAAGAACGCAAAGAACUUCCUCGGUCGGCUGGAGUGUUUGUACUACGUCGAGUCCGAGCAGGUGCGGAAGCUCGAGAGUUAUGGUGCCUUGAUCUCCACGGAGGACGAGGCGGAGACAGGCGUUGUUUUCGACACCGCUACGCCCAAGGAGGACAGCGACAGGGAGGACAUCGACAUCGAUUACCAUCCUGCUCCGAUGUUUCAUGCCUCGUCGGCCGGUCGCUCAACAAGCCAAGCCACCGUGGCGUCGCCUGUGCUCACGUUCACCCCGGGUAAGACCCCGAGUAAGCUGGCGGCGAGACUGACGCCUCGGCCUGCCACCCCGCCUCCGUUGCGUGGUGGCGGUGAUGGGGGGCAGAACGUUGUUGGACAACCAACUGCCAUGUUCGGUAAGGGACCAGUGUCGAAUUCCCGCGGAAUCCGGACUACAUCGACUGAGGUACCGGGCGUAAGUGGAGAGCCCGCUGACCAUGAUGAGCCAAAGUCUGCCCGGAUCCGGACUUCUUCAGAAAGGGCUCCACAGGCAAGGAUUAUCGUGCCGACGGGAGGGGUGACGCACGUGGGGGCAGAAGAGCGGGCCGCGGGAUUCGACAUGGUUUUGGGAGAAUUUCGUGAAUGGCAUGGGAGGGACGGAGGGGAAGAACGGGAAGAACGGGAGGAAGGAGAGGAAGGGGAUGAAAAAGGGGAUAUCAAUAUUGAAGGUGACGAACGGCUGGGCAAUGAGGAGGAUGCCGACUGCGAGGAGUCGUCUGACUUGUUCGGGCACCUUUUCGCGGGCCAUCCUGGGCUCGAUGUUGACGACGAUGCGACGACAAUGGAGAUGGAGACACAGGUGGUCAGUGACCUGUCAGCAGACCCUGAAAAUUAUGAGGUUCAACCGCUGACGGUUGCAGUCGGUCUCCAACACCGUUGCGAUGAGGUUUCCGCUGCUGUGAGCCCGGCUCAACGAAGUGAAUAAUUGAGCGUCGUUGAAGUUAUCGAUGGGCUACUCGGCGACGAGCAGGUGGCCGGGCAACGGUCUGCAGUGCCUGUCCCGGACGACCGCCAAAAAGUCACAACUUUCGUGCCCUCUAACACUGUUUUCUCACCACCCACCUCUCCGAUACAGACCGUAACCUUAACCAGCGUCUGGGAGGGCGAUCUCGGGGGCCGACAACAUGUCACGUCCCCGAAACGAUCUCGGGUCGGGACUCAAGCUCUCAACGUGCUGGGCUUGCCCGCUCCAAGGUCGCCGACGAAGGACCGAAGGGAUAAAGCGGCUGGUAAGCA